Molecule: messenger RNA, 2997 nt
Organism: Brenthis ino (lesser marbled fritillary)
Lineage: Eukaryota; Metazoa; Arthropoda; Insecta; Lepidoptera; Nymphalidae
Source: the annotation of a GenBank genome assembly
AUGCAUGAACUGCUGAAGCACGUGCUGACGGAACGGGAUUUGACCCGGGCAGGUGAUAUUUUCGCUAUCCCGGAUUCGGAUAUUGUCGACGACUUGAACGAAAUACUAAAACAAAUAACAGAUAUAUCAUCAAGACCUGACUACACAAGGAAUGACCGUGACCAAGCACUCAUAGAGAUAUGUGUGACCAGAGUAACAUCAUGUAUAAAAGAGACUGGUACACUGGAAAAAUACUGUGGUGGGUUAGUUGCUUUGUUGGAAUCCUGUCUGCAUCACAAUUUGAUGCCCGUUGGACAUUUGCGGGAUGAUGAUCCUCCACAUGCUAAAAUUGCAUCAGAUGUUAUAGCAUGCAUUGUACUGGUAUCAUUUCCCCUACAAGCGGACAAGGAAACGAGUGGUAACGCGGAAGUGAUGGAGCUGUUCCUACCGGUCGCGGUACAGUUCCUACAUAAGGGCAACAGGGAGAUAUCUCGCCAUAUGGCGAGGUACUUGUCCCUAGCAGCGGUACACCAUGCCGUGCUGUUGAAACCCCAUGUGCAGACCAUCAUGGAUUCUAUUAUGUCGGGUAACUACCCAUUAUGUCGGAUAUUGACAAACUUAUACGAGGUAUGUCCUGAGCCGCUGGAAGGUCACGUGACGGCUCUGGUGUCCUUGUUGCCGCACGCGGAGCCCGUGGAGAAGAGCUCCCUCUUCGCCCUCUUCGAGCAGAUAGCCGCGAGACGCCCCGAGGCGUUGAAGACCGCGAUACCACAGCUGCUGUCCUAUUUGUGCCCGAACACUGCCAGCCAGGAUGAUCCGGGGUGCAUGUGUAUUGAUCUAUUACAGGUGAUAGCGAGCGUGAGCCGCAGCCGCGCGGCGCUGGUGGCGGAGCACGGCGCGGCGCUGCGGCGCGGCGCGCGGCCGCCGCACGCCUCGCCGCGCGCCGCCGCGCUCGUGGCCGCCUCGCUCGCCGCGCUCGGCUACACCAGCAGGGAGCGCGCGCAGGAGGCGCUGAGCUUCAUCGUGGAGCGCGUGGCGGGCGGCGGCGCGGAGCAGGCGGCGCUGCUGCGCGAGGCGGCGGCGCUGUGCUCGGCGCACCCCGCGCUCUUCACCGACCGCCUGCUGGCCGCCUUGCGCGCCAACACAAAUCGUCCAAAGUCCACUCACGGGGAAGUAAACAGAACAUCAGGUGGCGUGACAAUCGUCAAACUGGGAGGACCGACGACGCCGGUAGCGAGCACAAACUCCGUGGCACCAGCGGGGAUACCGACGACCCCCGGGUCGAGUGGGCCCCCAGCGUCGUUGGGGUCCACUGGGCCCCUUGCGUCCCUGGGGUCGGCUGGACCCUUGCCCUCGCUGGGGCCCGCGGGCGCGGCGGCGCCGGGCUACACGCGGCGCGCCAAGCUGGGCGACUCGCGCAGCACGGGGCGGCUGCACCCCGGCCCCAACUCUCACAGAAGUAUGACUCGGUUGAAUGUUGCCGGUGGUUCCGUCGGUGGUCUGCACAAGAGCAUGACGCGGCUGUCGUCCUCGCAACAGAUAAACGCGCAGCAGAGUGGCGCCACUCCACAAAAAAACCACUAUAGUGUUAGGAUGGAUUGGUUAGUUGGGUACUCUGACUGCCUCGGUGGUCUAGUGGCUAGCAUGUACGACCGAAGAUUCGGAGGUAUUGGUUCGAGUCCCGGGUCGGGCCAAGGCGGCGGGCGCGCGCGCGGCGCCGCGCCGCACCGCCACAGCAUCCUCAUCGGGCCCGCGCCCGCGCCGCCGCCGCCGCACGCUACAGCCACGAAUUCUGGCCCAACAAUAAUCUCCGGAGUGUCCGUACAAAGCCAAUCCAUAUCAGUUAACCCGUUAACGUCCGGCAAGUCAUCCGACGCGCUCGUCCCCGCCUCGGUCUCCGUGCAACACUCCAACACCGCGCUGGGGCAGGUGUCGGUUAUCACCAGCACGGGUCCGUCCGGCCCCACCGGCCCCACGACCAACCCUGCCCCGGCGGCUGCGGUCACGGUGACGUCACGCCGCGCGAACAACACAAGCGUCACGAUGAUCAACUCUAACAACUCAAACUCCAACUCGAACUCUAACUCCAACUCAAACCAUAGGAUAAGUGUGUUCGAGCCGUACCCCAUGCGGGACACGGUGCAGCACUUCUGUGAAAAGCACUUGGAUAAAAUAAAGGCGUACAUGGAUAACGUGUCUCUGAGGAUACCGCCGCCCGCCAAGUGCACUAUUGAAGAACGGCGGUCCAAGAAGCAGGCGCGGCUGUCGUUCGCGUGCGGGCGGCGCGGGCCGCACUGCCUGUACGCGCGCGCCGCCUUCUCGCUGCGCACGCGCGCGCCGCGCACCUGGAUACACCUCAUGUUCCUGGCGCUGCAGGCGCGCCACGCCGCCGCGCUGUCCUCGCGCGACCCCACCGUGGCCAGCCUCAAGCACUGCUGGGACAUCCUCAAGUGCGAGAACAAGACCUUCCUCACGCUCGUCACGGGCGCCUUCCCCGGACUCAAGGAGCAAGAGAUGCUGCUGAACGAGCUGCGGUCGGCGGGGUUCUUCGACGUGUUCGAGGUGACGGCGGCGAGCGCGCGCGCGCCCACGCACGCCACGUGGGGCUGCUUCCUGUGCAACCACCCCGAGCGCGCCGUGGGCUUCCUGGCCGCCGAUGAGCCCGUCAUCGAGGGCCAGCUCAAGGAGAAGAAGGGCCGCUGGCGGCUGUUCCGGCGCUGGCGCACGCGCUACUUCACGCUCUCCGGCGCGCAUCUCUCCUGCAAGGGCGCGAGUGGAGGCGAAAGCAUAGACAUCAACCAGAUCAGAUCGGUGAAGGUGUCUCGCGGUGCUCGCAACAUCCCCAAGGCCUUCGAGAUCUUCACCGGAGACCAGACCCUGAUCCUCAAACCUAAAGAUGGGAAGAAUGCUGAGGAGUGGGCACAGUGCCUCAGCAUAGCAGUAGCUCAUUCCCAAGCACGUGAUGCCCCUGCAAAGGCCAACAGCCUUCCAGCUCGGGGAUUGACUUUGAAGAGCUUC